Messenger RNA from Malus domestica (apple), 429 nucleotides. RefSeq lists its product as uncharacterized. Gene Ontology annotation, molecular function: nucleic acid binding; RNA-DNA hybrid ribonuclease activity. The record is from RefSeq and is a predicted model, not a curated record. NCBI's taxonomy places the organism in Eukaryota, Viridiplantae, Streptophyta, Magnoliopsida, Rosales, Rosaceae.
AUGAAUUCAAUUGAUAUUCAAUGCGAAGCCCAAGCUUGGCUUUAUGAGUUUAAGAAAUGGCAUGGGAAACAUAGCUGCAAAAAAGUCAGUACACCCCAAAAGUGGAGGAAACUUGCAGCAGGAUGGAUGAAGGUCAACUUUGAUGGGGCAUGGGACGAGAGGCAUGAUCAGGGUGGUAUUGGAUUGAUAGUUCGAGAUGUGAAUGGAAACUUUGUGGUUGCAAUGGCGCGGCACGUUGGAGGAAUCAAAUCCCUAACGCUAGUAGAGUCACUUCAACGGGAUUCAGCAGCAAACAUUGGUCAGUUUGGUCAUAUCUUUGAUGAUACCCGUCAGCUAAUGGAAAAUAUUCCUCAUAAGAAGGUUUCAUUUUGGAAUCGAGAGGCCAAUAAUGUUGCAUAUGAUAGAGUUGAUGAGAUUAUGAGUGCAUAA